ACAACCUUUUCUGACGUCACUUCGCUUCACUCGCUCACAUCGGAGUCUUUUCAAUCUGUGGUAACAGAACAACACUCUUCAAUCGGACUCAGUUAAUAACUAGCACCCGUUUUAUCAGCGAAUCCUAUAAAAAGCUUCAAAACUGGGAAAUAUGGACUCCAAACUGGGGCUGGCCUCAUCAUCUCCUGCCCCACCUUCCUUUCAGAAGGGUUCUCCUGUAGCCACUUUCUCUUCUGCUCCACCUCAACCAACCUCAGUCAAGUACAGUCCAGCACACAGUCCUGAAGGCAGCAUCCCUUUUACAAUAUUUGGUCAAACUCACCAGACAGGAGAUGAACUUUCAAAUAUGCAGAGCUGUCCUGCUUUUGGUCUUUUAACCUCAAGUUCAAAUUGCUCUGAGUUUGUUCACCGAGGAAAAACGGGCUUGAUGACGACACCUACAAACACACAAUUCAAAGUAUUUCCAAAGCUGUGGCGGCCUACUGAGAUGGAUAAUUGCAGAGCAGGAGCCAUCUUUCACCCUCUGCUGGGUCUGUAUCCUUUCUCUGUACCAGUCUUCAAAACCCAUGAUCCUGCUCAUCCACAACUUUGCACCUCAGGUGUGGACAGAUGGAACACGUCCUCCUCAAACAGGAACUUGAACACCAGUCUAUUACCACUUAAAGAAAAAGAGAAAACUAAAAUCAACUCAAGUUGGAGUCAAAAUAGCCUUUCUGAGCGUGCGACCAAGACCAUUCUCUCAACAAAGGAAAAGGGUGUCAUAAAUCGACCUCUAGAGACACCCAGGUGUAAUAUUCGCCUAUCAGGAUCCUUGUCAGAAAGCUCCAGCGAAGAAACCAGCAGUGAUUCUGACAAUAUGGAGAAAGAUGAUGAGGAUCUAAGCAGCGACAGCGAUGACUCUGAAAAAGAGAUCCCAGUUGGACACGAAGUUGAAACUCAGAUGGAUUCUGUGAAGAAGUCUUCCUUUGUACGACCCAAGGACCAAAUUUGGAACCCAGAGCUGUUCCUGAACCCCCACUUUAACGGAGUGGUCAGCACUGCAGAUCAAGAUGCACCUUUGGCUCUCAUAACGAAACCUCGUAUCCAGACCAACUCUCCAAGCAAAAGGCCGUUCUUGGCAGCAACCAGCCCUCCCUACCACACACCUGUCAACCUGAGCAUUAGCAGCAAGAAGUUGUCAGACACAUCUGCUUUGCCAUCUAAAUCUGCCCCAUCAGGACUUGUUCCAGGAUCAGUUAAGGCUGCUUCAGUUCUGCAUGGAGGGUGGAGGCCAGCAAAAACCAGUUCCUGCCUAAAACCUGUAGACUUAACCAGAAACGGUGGGUUUGAUUUCCACAGCAGCAGAGGCUCAGAGGACUCUUCAGGAGACAUUGAGGAUGAUGAAGAGAGUAGUCUGAAUUCUGGCAGUAGCCUUUCAGACUCUGGGAGCAAUCCUGAGAGUGACAGUGCUGAGGAUCAUGGGAAGGAGUCCUUUAAGGCAGAAUCACAUACUGAUGCCAACGGAAGUGGUGCCCUGCUUAACCUGCAGAUUCUGAAGAAUUUAGGUGUAUCAGCCACCAAUUUACUCCACCACCAUGGCAACCUCCCUGAUCCUUUAACAUUUGCAACAGCAGGUUUAAAGAAGAAAAGGAGAGUCACAGAUGAGCGAGCUCUGCAAUUACCCCUUAAGUUUGGAUGGGAGAGAGAGACCCGGAUGAGAACUGUUACAGGUCGUCUGCAAGGGGAGGUGGCUUACUUUGCUCCGUGUGGGAAAAAGCUGCGUCAAUAUCCUGAUGUAGUGAAGUACUUGGUCCGGCAUGGAAUAACAGAAAUUUCCCGGGACAACUUCAGCUUUAGCACAAAAAUUAAAGUUGGUAACUUCUAUGAAGGUAGAGAAGGACCAGAGGGUUUACAGUGGUUCCUGAUGAAUGAGGAGGACAUUUCUUCUUGUAUCAUAGCGAUGAAUGGACAGCACAGCCGACAAACAAAAUCCAAAUACCAGACUGCAAACAAUGUUUCUGCAGCCCAGCAUCGUCAUCCUGCAUAUUAUAGUGAACCUUCUCUUCAAGAUAUUAGUGAUUCAAAGUUAUUACGGAAACUGGAAGCUCAAGAAAUAGCUCGACAGGCAGCUCAGAUAAAAAUGAUGCGAAAACUAGAAAAACAGGCCAUAGCACAAGCCACCAAGGAGGCGAAAAAGCAACAAGCAUUAAGGGCUGCUGAAGAGAGGCGGAAGAAAAGAGAGGAGAUGAAGAUUCAUAAACAACAAGAGAAGAUCAAGCGCAUUCAGCAUAUUCGUAUGGAGAAAGAACUCCGUGCACAGCAGGUUCUUGAGGCAAAGAGAAAGAAAAAAGAAGCUGCAGCCAAUGUAAAAAUGUUGGAAGCAGAGAAAAGAAACCAGGAGAGAGAGAUCCGUAAACUUCAAUCUUUCUUACAGAAGCACCAGGAGAGGGAGAGGCGCAGGCAGCACAGGACUCUCAUGAAAGCUGUGGAGGCCCGGAGGAAAGCAGAGGAGAAAGAACGUCUGCGAAAAGAAAAGAAAGCAGAGAAACAAUUAAACAAGAAGAAGAAACUGGAGCUCAGAAGACUGAAGCAGAAAAAAGCUAAGGAGCUAAUGAAGCCAAAAGAAGACAUGUGUUUACCAGAUCAUAAGCCUCUUCCAGAAUUACCUUGUAUACCUGGACUAAUUUUACCGGGAAAAACAUUCUCGGACUGCCUGAUGGUGUUGCAGUUUAUUCGUAACUUUGGGGCAGUUCUAAAUCUCGGAUUAAACUCAAACCAGAUCACUAUAAGUGACAUGCAAGAUGGGUUGCUCAACAUUGGGAACAGUUUGCAGAAGGUGCAGGACCUGUUGGUGAGCAUGCUGUCUGCAGCUGUGUGUGAUCCGGGCAUACCAGCAGGCUGUAAGUGCAAAACCCUGUUGGGAGACCAUUUGACUAAUGUGGAGAUCAACCAAGACAAUGUGUCUGAGAUCCUGCAAAUCUACAUGGAAGCCCAUUCUGAACAGACAGAGGUGGCUGCUCUGGCCCACAGCCUUGAAACCAAGGCGUUCCAGGCUCACAGUCCGUCAGAUAAGGCUGCUAUCCUGGCAUUCUUGGUUAACGAACUCUGCUGCAGUAAGGCUGUGAUUAGCCAGAUCGACAAAAAUAUAGAUUAUAUGACCAACCUGAGGAAGGACAAGUGGGCAGUAGAGGGAAAGCUGCGCAAACUGAGGAACAUUCACGCAAAGAAAACAGAUGAAAGACACAUUGGUGAAGGAGAAGAGAACCAUACCUUCAGCAGUGUCACUGUCCAGAACAAAGGUAAGAGGAAAAGCAGGAGCAGCGAAGAAGAGGAUGAAGACAGCGAAGACCAAGGAGAGGAUUAUGAUGGACAGGAGGAAGAAAUGAGAAGGAAAAUGAAGAAAUCGGAGACAUAUGGAGAGGAGGAAGCCGAUAGACAUUCAACAGACAUUACCGAACUAGAGACAAAAAUCCAGAAAACAUGCAAGUUGCAAAGUGAAAUUAGUCAGAAGCUGUUUGAAGCAUCUCACUCACUGCGCUCGAUGGUUGUUGGUGAAGACCGAUACAGGAGGCGUUACUGGCUCCUCCCACAUUGUGGGGGCUUAUUUGUUGAAGGAGUAGAGAAUGAGUUGGAGGAGGUGGAGAAAGACGGGGGAAGACAGAAGGCUUCUGUCAGAGUAAAGGAGGAGCAACAGGAAAAGAUCUCACAACCGAGGACAGAAAGUGUUAAAAUCCAGGCAGAGUGCCAGCAGAACAAUGAUGACGAUCUUCUCCAAAAGUCUUUUUCUAAGCUCGGCAAACUGUUUGAAGCAGUCAAAAUGGAUCAAAACUCAAACAUUGAUGCUGAGAACACCCAUCCUAGUGAAGUUUCUAUCACGGAGCCUUAUCAUUCCGAUUGUACCCUGGAGACAGAUAAAACGUCAGCUUCAUCUACGCUCAGUGCUGUCCAACUCAACAAUAACUGCAUGACCCGCAGCCCUCAAUCCAUCCUGCCUGACAAUCAGCUGUCUGCGGUAUUGACUGAAAAAAGCAGUGAGUGGUUUAGCCUCCUGCCCCGCGCUCCUUGUGAUGGCUCUUCUUUAGUCUCGAACAUCAGUUGUCCAGCUUUCGUCUCCUCCUCACGACUUGUCAGGACCGAAUCCUCCUCAUCUCUCCUCCCAAAUACCCCAAGGAAAAAAAACAAAGCUGGGAUUAAUAGACUACAUUCAGCUGACUCUCAGGAAGCAGAGGGUAAUCGAGAAGAGGACCUCUGUCUGGCAGAUUGCAACUCUGUCGACAAGAGUGAAACCACAGAGCCUCUGAAUAACAAGCCUGCUUGUGCGUCCUUUUCUCCUCUGGAAGUAGCCAAGGCUCAGGACUACAUUUGUCCUCAGCCAGUUCCUGAAGAGAUGCUGAGAGGCUGGUGGAGAAUUUCAGAUGCGGAGAACCUGCAGAGUCUGGUCAAUUCUCUUCACCAUCGGGGUAUCAGAGAGAGGGUGCUGCAGAAACAGAUCCAAAAAAAUAUGGAGCACAUGAGCCAGAUCUAUGCCAACCAAAAAAAUGCAGAAUUUGAUACAAACGACCCAGGAAAGCAGAAGAUAAGCAGGGAGAUUUUUGAAGGCUGGUGUGUUGAACAGCGGGCCGAAGAGGUGGACAGCAAUCUGCUGCUGCAAGUAGAAGCUCUGGAGAAAAAUGUAAUAUCUGCCAAUUUACCCAUUCAGGGUUGGAUGCCCAGUGAACCCAAGUACAACAGUGAUGAUCUGGGCUAUUUUGAACACAAGCCCUUCUCUUCUGUUUCUUUGGAAAACAAAAAACAGGGAGAAACUCGACAGGAGAGACUUCCAGGCUUUUGGAUGCGACGCUCCAACAAGCUUCUUGACGUAGCAGUCAUCAGGCUUGCAGAGCUGGAGAGGAACAUUGAGCGAAGCAACAAAGUGGAGGUUGCUCCUGGGAUGAGACAGUGGCAUAAAGCUCUCGGUAAAAUCCGCAAUUCAGCUCAGCUGUCUCUUUGCAUUCAGCAUCUGCAGAAAUCUGUUGUUUGGAAACAAGACGUCAUGAAAGUGCAGUGCCAGCUCUGUCAGAAAGGAGACAAUGAUGAACUUCUUUUACUAUGUGAUGGCUGUGACAAAGGCUGCCACACUUACUGCCAUAAUCCAAAGAUAACCGUGGUACCUGCUGGAGCAUGGUUUUGUUCUUCUUGUGAAAGUGGUCAAAUCCCUCCCAGUGGGAAGCAACAAAGCCAAACAGCUGGAGGAAAGCAUAAAAGCAGUGAGGUAAAACAAAACUGUAAGCCAUCUGUGAAGGGAGAGCUUGUCAGUGAGGAGGUUGCCAGCAGCAACAACAUGCCAAAAAGAGGUUCCAAGGAGUUCAAAAAGAGGAAAGGAGAAGACAGCUCUGAGCCCAGGUUUGACAGCCUUGUCUCCUGUGCAAAAAGGGCCAAAACACCCAACAGUGAGCUGGCUGUGUGUCGAGUGCUGUUGGCCGAGCUGGAGGCCCAUCAGGAUGCGUGGCCCUUUCUGAGCCCAGUUAAGCUCAAGUCUGUCCCUGGAUACAGAAAAGUCAUCAAGAAACCAAUGGACUUCUUUACUAUUAAGGAAAAACUAAUCAACAACAUGUAUUUAAAUCAGGAGAACUUCAUUACUGAUGUGAACCUGGUUUUUGAUAACUGUCAAAAAUUUAAUGAAGACGACUCUGAAAUUGGACAAGCCGGCCACAGGAUGAAGAGAUUUUUUGACAAACGAUGGACCGAGUUACUGCAUUGAAAAAAACAAACAAACAAACAAACAAAAAAACAAAACACCACCGUUGACGCAGCAAUAUUAUUCUUUGUAAUUAAAGCUCUGUCUUUCACUUUUGACCAGAUUGCACACCUUUUGUAAACGCUGAUGUGCAGAGUCAAUAAAGGUAACAGAAAAGA
This is a messenger RNA of Gambusia affinis (western mosquitofish), 5874 nucleotides long. RefSeq names its product bromodomain adjacent to zinc finger domain protein 2B. Bases 152 to 5719 code for a protein of 1855 amino acids. The record is from RefSeq and is a predicted model, not a curated record. The transcript has 36 exons. Gene Ontology annotation, molecular function: DNA binding; protein binding. Lineage: Eukaryota; Metazoa; Chordata; Actinopteri; Cyprinodontiformes; Poeciliidae.